This is a messenger RNA of Marasmius oreades (fairy-ring Marasmius), 1370 nucleotides long. RefSeq lists its product as uncharacterized. The record is from RefSeq and is a predicted model, not a curated record. Gene Ontology annotation, cellular component: cytoplasm. NCBI's taxonomy places the organism in Eukaryota, Fungi, Basidiomycota, Agaricomycetes, Agaricales, Marasmiaceae. The transcript has 2 exons. Gene Ontology annotation, biological process: tubulin complex assembly; post-chaperonin tubulin folding pathway. The coding region runs from base 18 to 743 and encodes 241 amino acids.
GCUGCUUUGACCCUCCCAUGUCGCGCUGGGGCUUUUCACAACAAUUUCUUGCAGAAUUUCAAGCAGAGAGAGAAGAGCUCAUUAAGAGCGGUACUACUCUUGACGGGGUCAACAAGCUCAGGAAGAAGUUGAACGACGCCUCGGAUUCUUUGCCUGCAUUCGAUCAGCGUAAUUGCCACCAGCAAAUUCAAGAACUAGAAAGUCAAGUUAUUGCACCAAAACCAACGAAAUUCAGUUUUACACGCAAACCAAAGACAGCGCCCACAAUUCGCUCCUCGCCGCCCGCGACGGCCGCCCUAGAAACGACGCAACCACUACCAGUGUCCGUCGACGAGCACCCACUUUCGAAUAUCACCCACUCCAUAGUUCACAUACAGCACGAACUCCCCGCCGUCCACAUUCACAACGCUUCCAACUCCCUCAUUGUCCUCACAAACGUCUCUGGCUCUGCCAUCCUUCACGAUGUCCACGACUCCAUCCUCAUCAUCUCUUCUCAUCAGUUCCGUAUCCACAAUUCUUCAAACACCAGAAUCAACCUUACCACCCAGUCUACCCCCAUCAUCGAACACUCUUCUGGUCUCACCUUCAAUGUAACUGACGUCCAAGAUUUCUCCCAUGUAAAGCCCACCCCUUCACCUAAUUGGCGAUUUGACGACAAUUCCGUCGAUGUCAGUUCCAUUCUGGACAGGCUACAAACGCCAGGAUUCAAUGUCGACGAUGUCCUGAAGGAGUUUCUGCGUUGAUUGGCUCAGCCUACUUGCCGUCUGUCCUGGAUAUAUACAGCUUUGACCGGCACCAUAAGCAACUCCUACAUUCAACCCAUGCGGUGACAGUUUUCCACCUACGCAUGGUUCUCCCAUCUCGGCGUCCCGAAGCUUAUGUAUGUAGAGGUUAUCCAUAUGCUCAAGCUUUCUGUCUAUAUAUCAUAUCACAGGUAACAAUGUACAGAUGAAAUUGUCAAACUUGUUGACGUUUCACAAGCCCCGCGCGGAGGUGUGGACGUUGUUGACGUUCCACGAGGCUCGUUUACCCUACUAUUCACGAAAUUUCGGUGGGGACCCCUGCCAGCGUGAAUAUUCUGAAUAUCCUUUUAUCCCCGUUUCUUGCUCAAAACUUUCCCCCUUCAUUCUUUGCUUCUAGUUUACUACACCAACAGUUCUCCGUUGCCAUUUCUGUUAUAUGUACGCGUUUUUUGUGUUUUUUCUUUGAUUUUCUUUUCUACGGGAACGAUGUGAACGGAACGAGCUUUUGACAGUCGGAGUGACAGCGGCGGUUAAAUUGUCAAUCUAGCGAGAAGCAGGAGGAAGAGGGAGUGGCGGCAGGCUAUGCAAUCGAGGAGUGGAACGGAACUGGAUACUAUUGCAGUUCCC